Molecule: messenger RNA, 1772 nt
Organism: Cricetulus griseus (Chinese hamster)
Lineage: Eukaryota; Metazoa; Chordata; Mammalia; Rodentia; Cricetidae
Source: RefSeq, a predicted model, not a curated record
GCUGCUUUUUUUUUUUUUUUUUUUCCGGGUUCCGAGCCAUUCCGGAUGCUUUAGGCUGCCGGAUGUCUGAUCUCCGGAUAACUGAGGCGUUUCUGUACAUGGAUUAUCUGGUUUCACAGGAAGUUUUGUGGCUUUGGAAAACAGGGAGGUAGGGAGGCCCAUUCAUGAGCGAGCUUCUUAGACAGCCGCCCUCGGGUUCAGUCCAUGAUCACCAUUUGUCUUUCUGUGACUUAAGUUUCUUACCUGCUCUCUGUUACAUUUUUUUAAUUGGGGUGGAAUUAGAGCUUUUUCAUUUUGGUGGCUGGAAAGUACACCCAGCUGAAACCCAUCAGCCACUUAGACUCCAUGCUUCAUUUGAAUUGUGCUUCUGGACACAAGUCAAGGAUGACAACUUGUUUUCGAGCACUUUGCUGCAAGGGACCACCGCCUGCGCGCCCUGAAUAUGAUUUGGUUUGCAUAGGUCUCACAGGCUCUGGGAAGAGCAGCCUGUUGUCCAAGCUCUGCAGCGAAAGCCCGGACAACGUUGUGUCAACCACAGGUUUUAGUAUAAAGGCAGUGCCAUUCCAGAAUGCCAUCUUGAAUGUAAAAGAACUUGGAGGAGCUGAUAAUAUCAGGAAAUACUGGAGCCGAUACUACCAAGGAUCUCAAGGAGUAAUAUUCGUCUUAGACAGUGCCUCUUCAGAGGAUGAUUUAGAAACGGCUAGAAAUGAACUUCACUCAGCUCUUCAGCACCCACAGUUAUGCACUUUACCCUUUUUAAUAUUGGCCAAUCAUCAAGACAAGCCAGCAGCUCGCUCAGUACAAGAGAUCAAAAAAUAUUUUGAACUUGAACCACUUGCACGUGGAAAACGCUGGAUUCUGCAGCCCUGUUCGCUAGAUGACAUGAACGCACUGAAAGACAGCUUCUCCCAGCUCAUAAACUUGUUAGAAGAAAAAGACCUGGAGGCAGUGAGAAUGUGAAAUUUGACACAAAAGUUCCCCCAAAGCCUUGAACCCAUCAUGUUAGUUUCCCAUUCUAAUUUCAUGUUGGUGUCAAGGUUGUCAUGGCUUCAGUAUGUUUUCCUCUCGCUGUUUCAGACUUUCAUCUCUCUGUUAAAAUGACUGUUCUGUAAGUCAGGUGAAUUAUCAUCGGCAUUAAUGUCAAGUACACACUACUGAGGGAGAAUUCAUUCUCUGUUUACCACUAAUUAUGUUCACCGCAUGUUUCUUCCUUUGUGGGUCUAAGACUCUUCCAUACUUUGUGCUAAAAUGGAUGGAACUCACAGCUCAUGGAAAUGAAGCCCCUUCUGAAGAGCUCAGAGAGACUCACGGGCAUCUUCACUAACUGUCCCCGGGCUUGAGCUUAGAGGAUUGUAACUGAGACUCCACAUGGUGUGUGUGCUAUUUCCAUUUCCAUGAUCUCCUAGGGGGUUGAGUUUUUUACAUUUUAUUUUAUCUUGUCUGUUUUUCAUAUUUGUGUGUGUGUGUGUGUGUGUGUGUGUGUGUGUGUGUGUAAUUGACCAUCCAAAACUUCACCUGAUCAUCUUUUCAUAAAACUGGCUGGGAAGAGCCUUGAAAGCAGCUGUGUAAUGCUGGCUGGAUUCUGCCUGCAGCCCUAGGAGGAAGGCAUCCUAGCUGAGAGAGUUGGAGCACAUUUAGGCAAGUAUAGGCACCGCUGAGUCCCAUUUGAUCAAGUCCUCAAAUAUUUCUCAAUGGAGUCAUUAGUCUGCAAAAAGCCAACCUGCAACAUAAGCAUUUUUCUAAAAAAAAAAAAAAAAAAAAAUCAGAAAUGU